Messenger RNA from Letharia lupina, 450 nucleotides. RefSeq lists its product as uncharacterized. NCBI's taxonomy places the organism in Eukaryota, Fungi, Ascomycota, Lecanoromycetes, Lecanorales, Parmeliaceae. The transcript has 2 exons. The record is from RefSeq and is a predicted model, not a curated record. The coding region runs from base 1 to 450 and encodes 149 amino acids.
AUGUCCCGUAGUCUGGAUGCAAAGAAAAUACAGAUGCAUAAUCCACCGGCUAACGUCCGUAUGUCACAAUGGCAAGGCGCAGGAGACCAGGGAAGACUGAAGCCGACAGCUAUUUGGGAGGCCAAAACCUACUCAGCCGGGCCCUCCGGCGGGAUAUCGGCAAUCUUCUGCUGGGUACAACCUCCAUUUUUCCGGCCCCCACACCUCUCCAUCAUAUAUUAUGACCAACGACGUGAGUCUCUGAGCUACGAUGGUGACUCUCCGAUCCCAAUCCCGGAUCCAAGAUCUUACGAAAUGCAGCCGUUUCAGCCCUGGCAGCAGCGAGAGAGUUUCACCGAAGAUAUACCAGCACGCGAAGAAACAGAGAUCGGUGAUGUUGCCGGCAUUGGUUGGCCCAAUGGCAUCGGCAAAACUCUCGAUCACCUCGCGAUACGUGAAAUCAUACCAUGA